AGGUUAGAAAUAUAUCGAAUUAUUGAGAGUUACGAUCUGCGCGCCACCUAGCGGUGUAAAGAUUCAUAAAUGCGGAGACAUUUUUUUAAAAGUAUAAUAGAUAAUUUCAAUAAAUGAGCAUGAAAAAAAUCGCUGUAUAACACAUUAUAUUUGAAUUUUUACGAAAAUUGAGACAACCUACAAAAAACAUGUCAUUUUUAACGUAUACACAGUGAAUUUAUACAUUUAAAAGGUGCUUUUCUUAAAGCUAUGAACUCUGAAUGUUUUAAGAAAAAGAUCGACAAUGUAGGCAUACAAAAUGUAGAAGAUAUAAAAAAAUGCGACGAAUAUAGGAUUCACACACAAUGGAAACAAGAAUGGGUUUCACCUAAACGAUUAAAUAGUACAAAUCCAAUAAAAAUACGCGAAGUAGUACGCGGUCCAUUUUAUUCACCGAAAUUGUUAAAAAUUUCACCUUUCGUUAGUUGUUCCUUCGGUGAGUACAACAACGAUGCAACGAAAUAUAUGAAAAAAACUUACGGAGGUAUACCAGAUCCUUGGACAGAAUGUUUAGCAAUAAAAGGAUAUUGUAAAAACGAUAAAUAUAAUCAAUCAAUCAAAAAUGCUUGCGUAUCGCGUUGCAUGAGAUUUUGGAUAACAAAAACAGUUUGGACAAAAAUGGGUCUGCCUUUGGUUCAAGGUAUUCCAGACCCUGAUAGGGAUUUCCCUAAUAUUCUAGAACCUUACUCAAAAUGUCCAUUAAAGCAACCAAAAUGUCACAAUUUGCAAGCCAUACCACGUUCCAAAUCUUUAUCCAAUUGUUUGGAAAAAAAUAUUGGUCCAGAAAAUGUGAUCUCCUCUAGUGACCCGCCAUUUUCAAAUUUGAUUGUUGCAAAUAAAGAAAAAACUAUAAAAAGUGAGAAAUCUUCACCGAAACAAUCCAAAGAGCUCGAUGAAAAUGCCCUUAUUAUAAAGAAUCAUGAAAAGCAUUUGAAAAAUAAUUCAAUGGAGAGGAAAACAGGUGGUAGUAUUUACGCAGAUUCCAAAGACAAGUUAUUAUCAAGCAAAGACGAUAAAAAAGAGGAUAAUUUGGCCAAUAAAACCAAGGACGCAAAGUCUAAUCAAGUAUACUUUCACUCGUCCAUGAAUGUUAGCACACAAACUUCCCUAGAUAGGUUUAAUCGUGUAUCAUGUAAAAAUUCUUCUUUUCAAACUUUAUUGAAAAUUGCUCGUAAAUCUAUAUUGGGACGAAAAACAUAUAAAUCCCUUAAGGAAAGAUGGGAUCGUACAAGGGGCCCAAAUAUUUUGUUCCAACGUGAAAAUCAAUAUUUUUCAAAUCACUUUACAUCCUGUCAUUGUAAAGAAGCCAUGAAAAAUGAUAUUUCUAUUAAAAUGAAAAAAGAACUAACUGAUAAAUUAUCAACCAAUCGCGUUGUUGACAAUUACUGUGCACAUUGCAAAGCCCAUUUUUUAAAAAAACAGACAACUAGAUAUCCUCGUCACGAAUCUGUACGUGAACGUCGUAGAAGAAAAAUGCAAGAAAGUACAAAAAUUGCGAACCAUUCGUCGUCCCAAUAUUUUAAAGAAAAAUAUCAAAAACCUGUUCGAGAAAAUGUUAUGAUUCAAACGGAAUUAACGAUGCAGGGAACAAAUGAAAAAGAAUUGAGGCUAAUAUGUUCUCGUUGUAAUUAUCCUUAUUUCAAGGUAGAAACGGAAAAUAGAAUAAAUACAUCAACGCAAUGUUUAGAUGGUCGUAAAGACUAUGCGUUUAUUAAUAACACGUACGAGAUGAAUCAUUGUUUUCAAGGUAAAUACAAUGAUGAAAAUCAAUCAACGAUACCAGCCUCGAGAUCAAUUUCGAAACAAGACGAUUUCAAUUUCCAACUUUUGAUUUCAAAUUACGACAAAGAUACGUCUUCGAAAGCAAAUUAUUCGAAAGUAAAAGAUAAAUCCGAAGAAGAAAUAUUAAACGAUACUGUUUCUUCUACGAUUAAAAAGGAAUAUAAUAAAAAUGAACAAACUAAGGAUUUAGUCGAUAACACGAAAUUAUCAGAAGGACUGAUAUCUAAGACUAAUUUAGAAACGAAGUCAAUGAUUCAGUCUAAACAUGAAUUUACAGUAAAGCCUAAAUCUAAAGCAAAGUCCAAGGUACAGUUAAAAUCUAAAGUCAAGUCUACAUAUAAUAAAUCUAAACCCAACGUAAAUUCCAAAUCCAACGAUAAGUCACAAUUUGGUACUCAAUCUAAAUCUAAUUAUAAUUCUAAGUCAAGAUCUAGAUCUACAGUCAAAUCUGGAUCCAACAAUAAAUCUAGAUCGAAAUCUCGAUCAAAAGUUAAAUUGAAACCUAGAACUACAUAUAAGCCUAAUUCAAAAUCUAAAUACAUACAAACAGAAUGCAAAAAACCUUUGUUAAAAAAUUUGAAAAAUAUUUCUAAUAAUAUUCAAGAGGAAGAAAAUGAAGAUGAAAACGAUCGUAGUUCUGUUAUUGAAAGAUCAAACAAUUGUUAUCUAAAAGAAUGUACAAAGUGUACAGAUUGUAAUUCGAUUUCUAAUCAUUCGAUUAAUAUUGAAGAAAGUCAAUUUAUGAAAUCAUCGGGUUUACAUGAGAAUUCUCAAAUAAAUGAAAAGAUAGAAAAUAAAGAUGCUACUUCCAGUACAGUCGAUUUUAUUUUCGAUCCUGGUCCCUGCAUAAAUCGAAAUUAUGCUAUCGAACGACGAACUUAUGACGAUAUAGUCGAUUCGAGCGAUUCGAUAUAUUCCUCGAUGACAAAUUUUGACAAAGACAAUCGGAUUGAAAGUCGAAACAUAUCUUUCAAGACAAAUUGUUGGUUUAGUAAAAGCGAUAAUUAUAUGAACUCGAAUCACGAAGAAGAAAAACCGAUGACUAAUUUAUAAACGAUG
Messenger RNA from Polistes dominula (European paper wasp), 2880 nucleotides. RefSeq lists its product as uncharacterized. NCBI's taxonomy places the organism in Eukaryota, Metazoa, Arthropoda, Insecta, Hymenoptera, Vespidae. The record is from RefSeq and is a predicted model, not a curated record.